UUCCCUCCACUCCCAAUUCCCUCUCGCGCACUAUAAAACCCCACCCCCCCCAACCCAAACCCUCGCCCAUCGCCAUGGCUCCCUCGACCCCGAGCUCUCCCUCCCUCAAGGUCGCCCUCGCCCUCGCCCUUCUCCGCCAUCGUCGCCACCCUCUCUCUCCUCCCCCCUCCUCCUCCGCAGCCGAUCCCGAUCCCCUCCUCCAUUGGAAGCGCAAGGCGAAGGAUCGGAAGCGGGAGCUAAUGAGGCUACGGGAGGAGCUCAAGCUACUCCAAGACGGGGUUCGUUGUGAGGACGAGCGGCCGCCGAUCGCCUCGUGCCGGUGCCACUUCUUCGACGGGUGCGGAGAUGGGGCCGGCGGCGGGCAUUGGAUUGAUGAGGUUCUCCGGAGGCGGUUCCUGAGGCUGGUUCGAUGGAAAGAGAGGAGGAAAAGGGUUGACGGUUCGAUUCGUCGGAGAAGCUUCAUAGAGUUCAAUAACGAAAAUGAGAUAGAGCGGUUUGGCACAUCAAUUGAAUUUCUGGUGGAGCUAUCUGAUAAUAUUAUGGGGAAGGGAGAAUAUGAUUCCUCUUUCUCUACAUUCUGUCAUCAAGCUGUAGAUUUUAUUUUGGCCUCAUUGAAGAAUAUAAUAUCAUCACAAAAGGAGAGUGAGCUUCUUGAAGAGAUGGCCAAUGGAUUGAUCAUGCGUCUGAUGAAAAGAAUGUGCACCAUGAAUGAUAGCAAGCUGAGUUCAGAUUCUUUUUCAGAUUCCCAGUUCUGCAUUCAACACUUAAUUCGCAAGCUAGGGAAUGAAGCAUAUUUUGGCCAGCGAAUAUUGCUUUCGGUUUCAGAAAAAAUCUCCAUUGUAGCUGAGAGCUUUCUCUUCACCGAUCCAUUUGAUGAUACUUUCCCUGGAAUGCAUGACAGCAUGUUCAUGAUGAUUCAACUUGUGGAGUUCUUGAUUUUGGACUAUAUAAAAAGCUGGAUGAGCGAUGAACGCUUCGACAAGAGUAAGCAUCCAUCUUUGCCUGAUAGAGCUUUUCGAAGAAUGGGUGAGGUCGAUUCUCAAAGCGCGCAAGGAUUUGGAACUCCUCGAGAACAUGAACGGGCUCUAUACACUCUACAUGGAGCGAGCCGUUGGCAAGUUGGCGAAGGAGUUGGGCCCCGUCGCUACCCAAGGGAUGCUCGACAUACAAGUUCUUUCUAAACUCUUCUCCUGAAUAUACAUAUACAUAUUGUCCAUAGCCCCAUCUAUUCUAAAUUUGCUGAAUAUAUAUGCAUCUUAAUUGGAUUACAAGAACAUUUUAUAUCUCUAAACAAACAUAGGGUUCUUCAUUUCUGAUAUUUGUAGAUAAAACUAUAUAAGAUUUUCGAAAACUAUAUGUAGAUCCCUCUAUAAAGCAUUUUAUAUUAGAGAAUAAAGAAAUUUUUUCUAGUAGUAAAGGUGUUAGUCUUUGUUGGAUUCUCCAAUUCUCUCUCUCUCUCUCUCUCUCUCUCUCUCUCUCUCUCUCUCCUCACUACAAAUUUCUAUGGUGUAAUGUGUGUCAACUAUUGCACAGGUUUGGAUAUUCUGAUAUAAUUUGAGGGGCCAAAAUUGUUAGGUAAAAUGUAAGCAUAGUCCCUGUACUAUCUCGAUAUUGCUACAUGGUCCCUUUGCUUUGAAGUUGAACACGUUUGCUCCCAAAUUUCUCAUUUGUUAUGUAGAUAUUGCACUUUGGACCUUAACAGUGAAUAAAGCAAACAUUUAUUAGCUUUCACUGUAAAAUUGAUCUUUUAAACUAGCCUGAAUAAAACAGAAAAAGUAUGUCAUCUUAUAGAAUAGGCAAAAUGAUUAAUUUAUAAAAAGAAUUAUUAUUACUACUAUUAUUUUAUAUUUAAGUACUAAAGUGUAAUAUAUGUGAAGAUUUAGGGAUUUAAUUGUUCAAGUGAGUAAGCAGGGACCAAGGUGCAAUAUGUUGGUAGUACAGGAACUUUUCAUACAUUUUACCCCUAAAUCAUAUCCUUCUCUUAAUAAAUUAUAGAACUAGGCUGGAAUAGUAUUAAUAGCACCAAUAACUUGGUGCUAUUAAGUUUUCUAUU
Molecule: messenger RNA, 2053 nt
Organism: Ananas comosus (pineapple)
Lineage: Eukaryota; Viridiplantae; Streptophyta; Magnoliopsida; Poales; Bromeliaceae
Product: protein MULTIPOLAR SPINDLE 1
Exons: 10
Coding region: 75-1181 (368 amino acids)
Biological process (GO): meiotic DNA double-strand break formation; meiotic spindle organization
Source: RefSeq, a predicted model, not a curated record